AUGGAAAAUGCUUCUCCGAGUACACCCAUUCCAGUGGAAGUAAAGGAGUGGAGGCGCCACCUACAACAUUCGUUUGACAAGCUUAGAGAUCAUUUCUGCAGGCAAUAUGUCUUGAGUUUCAUCUAUUCAAGAGAAGGAAAAACACGAUUGCACGCGCAAAUAUAUUUGAGCGAGAAUGGGGAAGACCAGUAUUGGGAUUCUGAUCCCCUGCCAUCACUUCCAUUUCAGGCUUUAUUUGAGAAGUCGCAGCAGUUAGGUACUGUAGCUGGAGAUGUUUUACUUGGAAGAGAUAAAAUACAAAAGAUAUUGCUCGCCAGGCUUACAGAAACAGUGGUGAUGUGGUUGUCUGAAGAGCAGGAUUUCUGGACUGCAUUUGAAGAUGAUUCAUCUGCUAUUCAGCCACUUGGUUUGCAACAGUUGAUUCUUGAUAUGCACUUCACCGUUGAAAUAGCGCGCUUUGCCCGUUAUCCAUCUCGGCAUGCGCACCAGAUUGCAUCAGCCAUCAUUGCCCGUGCAAUCAGGACGUUUUCUGCUAUAGGCAUAGACCCUCAGAGUACACUCCCGGAGGAUGAAUGGUUUGUUGAAACUGCAAAAUCGGCAAUAAACAAGCUUCUGGGAACAUCGGGUUAAGACACCUCUGAAAUUGACGAGGACCACAUCGUACAUGACGAUAUCAUCUCCGAUUCUGAUGAGUCUGCUUCUUCUCUUUCGACGGUUGAAUCCAUCGAGUCGUUUGCUUCUGCAAGCAUGGGAGAACUUGAAAGCCCCAGGUUCACUGAUCCGGAGAGCUAAGAUAUAUUUACAUACAUAUCUCAUUCAUCUAGUUAUAUCUUCCCCGGAAGAUAAAGGUAGGAGCUCAUCGCGUCCCGUCUUUAGCUUUUAGCGGACGUGGCCAUCGGCCAAUCUCUAUAUCACAAGGUAGAUUGUUCAAGAUCCUUUGAGUUCUGAAACUUGAGACUGGCAUUAAUCAACAAGGACCGUGAAGUAGAUUGAAAUUCAUGGAGAGUAUAGGUUGGUGCUUAGUACAGUGCUGAAUUGUUGGUGAAUCGUCGGCAAGUGUAUAGCGUAUUUAAGCAGUGUUUAGUACAUUCACUACCAGUUACUGUCAAAUAGCGCAGCCUCUGUCUCGGUCUCCGUCUCUCUCU
Syzygium oleosum is the source of this 1145-nucleotide messenger RNA. Its product is annotated as exocyst complex component EXO84C-like. The transcript is spliced from 4 exons. NCBI's taxonomy places the organism in Eukaryota, Viridiplantae, Streptophyta, Magnoliopsida, Myrtales, Myrtaceae. Bases 1 to 630 code for a protein of 209 amino acids. Gene Ontology annotation, biological process: exocytosis; Golgi to plasma membrane transport; intracellular protein localization. The record is from RefSeq and is a predicted model, not a curated record. Gene Ontology annotation, cellular component: exocyst.